Molecule: messenger RNA, 1187 nt
Organism: Protomyces lactucae-debilis
Lineage: Eukaryota; Fungi; Ascomycota; Taphrinomycetes; Taphrinales; Protomycetaceae
Exons: 4
Coding region: 17-922 (301 amino acids)
Source: RefSeq, a predicted model, not a curated record
GCUGGCUCUUGCAGUAAUGGGGAAAGGAAAUUUACCAAAGACUGACAACUGCUACUACAUCGGCCGCUCAUUACCAGUCCUUCAAAAAAUGUGCUCAACUCCGCCGACGCAAUCCACCUGCUACUACGAUUGGGCAACGAGCUAUACAGGCGUGGAUCCUACAUGGAUCGAACGCGGCAAGUACGAAAACAAGAUCCUCAUUUGUGAUAGCGAUGAGAUUCCAGGUUGGGUCAAAGAAACUUGUCGUUGGGUAGACAGUGGCAACCAGUUUCUCUGUGGCAAACUCGGAGAGCCUCUGCUGAACAUGAGAGUGUUUGCCAGUACUGAUUAUGUCGAAGUCGGGUCGCUAAACUUGAUCAAAAACGUUUGGGAAGACUUGAAAGAUACGUCAGAGAUAAGCGGUAUCAACUGUUUCAGUCCGCCUACAAGGAUUCUCAUGACACAUGGUCUGUUAUUCUGCCCAGUGAACCGCGCUGACGGACCAGGUACAGGUUGCUGGGGCUCCCUUGAUGCUCCUCAAUCGGAGGGCAACCUGAAAGUACUCGUCCGACAGUGGGGCGUGUGGGGUACGCUUGAAAGGAGGAAUAACGCCAGCUUUCCAGUCGUGCUCAACGAACGAGAGGUUGGAGGUUGGCUCAAGCUUGCCCUUUGGACAGCCCUUGAACAUCUCAAGAAGAGCCCGUACAAGGUGUACUAUGUGUGGCAAUCAAGGCUACGCUGGUCAUUCCUCCACAGGCAUACCGUGCAAUCCUCUAGACGAAACAUGUGCAGGAAGAAUCGCGAAUGGCUGCGAUUUUGUGUCGCAGGUGACAGGCCUUGGCAACCAUUGCCCGGCUCAUUGCGGUGGCACCACGCCGUGCUCGAAGUCAGUCGACGGUUUGGUCGUGCCGCAAUCCUUGAAAGCCAUUAUUUACGAUGGUGAUGAAAAGCAGGAGGCUUAUCUCACAAUCAACUUUGAGUCCAAGCCGCAGGCACAAACGUGCGAGACCGCUGAGCGGCUGCUGACAAUUCUGCCUGGGUUCAUUCCAACGCUCCCAAAGGAAUUCAGCAUGUGGGCCGCCAACACCAUCUCGUUAGACUGUGCCAUCAGAUUUCAUCAGCUGCCAGGAGAUAGUGGCGUGCACUUCACAGGUGACUAGCAUCUGGCCUUAUUGUGAAUUUUAUAUGCAUAUGAGUGCAAAUACAUC